AUGUUGAGUUCGAUUCGUUUCGCAAUUUCAACAAGCCAUUUCUCCAACAUUGUUGAGAUUUCUUCUCAAAUUAUUCCAUUUAUUUCCGAAUUUGACCAAGAUUUCGCUUUGAAGCUCCUUGAUAACGCUCUUCAACACUUUGAUGAUGAAAGCUCAAGCCAAGUUUGCAAUUUAAUCAUUUCUAUUUCACAAAGAAUUAUUUCUGAAGAAAUUAUUUCUGCAAUUUCUGUUUUUGUUGAAAAUGCCGCUGAUUUCAAGAACUACAGUAUUCUUCCUAUUAUUUCUAUGUUUGAAUCCAUUCUUAUAAUGAAGCCAUCAUAUUGUGAUGACUUAUCAAACAUUGCUGAGUUCUUUUUAUCAAAAUCAGAAACAAAAGACAUUUUUGUUAAUUCAAUUAAUUCUUUGUCUAUUUUUGUUGUUCUUUAUCCAGAUGCAAAUGUUACAAAGGAAAUUAUUGAUUUGUUUAUUAAAUCUCUUGGAAAUGCAUUUGUUAUGCUUAAAUUAAGUGCAGCAAUUGCAUUAAUCGCAUCAUCAAAACCAGAAUUAUUACAAAAAUAUACAAAAGAAAUUUCAGAAUUCAUUAUUAAUUGUAUAAAACAAAAGACUGAUUCUGGAGUAAUUUUAAGAGGUUUGUUUGCAUUUAAUUAUUGCGGAAAGAUGGAAGGAUUCGAAACAAGCAAAGUCUGUUCACAAGCAAUAGAAUUAAUCACAAGUAAUGAUGCACAAAUCAGAGCUCUUUCUCUUAAAACAAUUCUUAAAUACAAAGAUGAUUCGAUGAAUGAUUUAAUUCAUAAUGCUGUUAAAGAAAGUCUUACAAAGACAAAUAACAAGAGCUUUUUGGAGUCAGCGAGUGAAUUUUAUUAUAAUGCUCAGCACAAGCAUUAUUUCCGUGAUCUUAUCAAGAUAAAUUCAAAUGAUAUUCCAUCUGUUGUUGGUUUGUCUCUCAACACAAAACAUAUACAAAAAUACAUCGAAAAAGAUGAUUUAUUAUCAAUUAAAAUUAUUGGAAAUUAUGCAAUGAGAAGGCAUAUUUCAACUAAUCCUGAACUUGUUGAACAUUUGUUUGCUUUGGCAUCACAAAACAAUGAGAAAUCAAUUGCUGCUUCUAAUUCUAUUGGUUUGGCCGCUUCAAAAUCAUCUUCUAUAUUAGGAAAGGUUUUAGAACAAUCGAAAGAUGAAAGUAAAUCUCAAUCAACAAUUACUGCUUUGGCAUCUUUUGUUGAACAUGUUUCUGAAUCAAAGGCUGACAACAAAGUUUUGGAAGAGAUAUUUAUUUACUUCAAAGAUUGCCAUGGUGGAGAAAAGAACGCAAGAACUUGUUCACAAUCUAUUUCUUAUUUAUAUGAACAUUCUGACGUAAUUUUAGAAAAAUGUUUUGAAUUUCCAUCUGAAAUUACUUUCCACGCUUUGGCACUUUAUUUCCCAAGAAUUAAAGACGAAAAGAAAGCAUCUCGGAUUGUCCAAAAUGUCAUCGAACAUAUCAAUUCUGACAAACCAUUGUUAACUGUUCAUCUUCUUUCUGUUUUGGCAGAAAACAAUAAAUCAGAAAAUGGCGAAAAAGUCAUUUUCGAUAACUACGAAAAAAUUGUUUCCUGCACUGAAUUUAAACAAAAUCAUAUUGUUGAACAAGCUGUUGGUACAGCAGUUAUCAAGACAGAUGCUGGCCAGCACAUGAGAGCAACAGCUGUUUCAUUACUUGCAGCAAUUAUUGAUAAAGCAAAUGAUUAUGAAUUUGCAAAGAAUUUGUUGAAUGUUACGUUAAAGGCAUUGACAGAUCCGAAACCAGAAGUUUCAACAAAAGCUGUUUUCUUACUCAAGAAAUUGUCAUUCCUCAAUGGAAUUGUUCUUCAAGAAGUUCAAGACGAAAUCAUUGAAAAAUUGACGAUUUUCGAAAGGAAUUUGUUCUCUCAAGAAACAAAUGACGAAAAGAAUGACAUUCUUGAACAGAAUACUAAAUUGGAUGAUGAAAAGAUUGAGAAAUUUUUGAUUGAUACAGCAGCUGCUUUGUCAAUCGCACACUGCAACAACCAGAAAGUUAAAGAGUACAGAAAGAGAUUCGAAGGAAAGAGUGCAUUUUCAAGUGCUUUGAGUGAAGAAAAAACUUUCAAGAUGCAGAAUGUAAACAAGGAAACUUCAAUUUACAAGUUCAUGACGGAGUUUGCUCCCGAAAUUGCUUUGAUUUUUAAGGAUUAA
Messenger RNA from Trichomonas vaginalis G3, 2193 nucleotides. Its product is annotated as armadillo (ARM) repeat-containing protein family. The coding region runs from base 1 to 2193 and encodes 730 amino acids. NCBI's taxonomy places the organism in Eukaryota, Parabasalia, Trichomonadida, Trichomonadidae. The transcript has a single exon. The record is from RefSeq and is a predicted model, not a curated record.